AGUGCUGUGAGAAUGCUCCAGAGAUUAAACCCGGACAUGAGUUUCUCCCUUUUCCUCAUGAGUCCCGAUUCGUACCGGAGCCAGAGGGGUGGCCAGAUGCGUCUGGUUGUGUGCAGAGCCAACGGGACAAUUCACCCAGUGUUCAAGGAGACCAUGAUCAGGACACAUGUGGCAAAUCUAAUCAACUAUCUGUCCAAUGAAUCUGCGUAUACAGAAGGAUUUCAAGUGUGGUCACGUGUCUACCCCAGCACCUGGUCCCCUUCCCGCCUCCCUGUCCUUACCCUCUCCUCUCCCGUGUUCCACCAGCCCACCCAGUCUCCCCUCAAGUACUCCAGUGACUGGUACAACCGACUCAACUCACGGGGAUCGGUGGAUGGAUGGGGUGACGAGGAUGAUGGGAAGGGUCCCUCAAUUCUGGGGGUGGUCGGACAGGAUGUACACCUGGACUAUUUCCAUAAAUGGGUGGACGAGUCAUGGAUUAGUCCACACGCAGAGAUAUUCCUUGUCGACUCCCAAACAAUUUAUGUCUCAAUGACUUCGGGAAUCGAGAACCUGGUCAAACUGGAAACAGAAGAGUUCCCAGAAAUCAACUUUAUCGACGUAGUUCCCGAAAUUCUAACGUCAUCGGAACUGACUCUUCUUUUCGACGUCACUCUACUCCGACAGCCGUAUAGCCAUACUUUUAAGCCCAGACUGACAAAUAUUCCAGGGCAUCAGUAUCUGGCAAGGAUAAACAGCGUCACUUAUACAUGGUGGCCAAUUGAUAGGUUCCCCUUUACAUUUGUAUCCAGAGAGGAGAUGUCGACCUGGGGUAGGUUCUGGCACCCAAAGAGAGGCGCCGGAUCUAUAUCGGACACAAGUGAAAAGAUCCGGAACACCUUUUUAGGCUACUAUGAAAAUGAGAGUUUGAAGUCUGGGCAGUUUAAAGUUGUUCUGGACUCGAGGACAUACUGUCCAGGGUCCCCUGGAAAUUUGGAGUUGUUCAGUGGUUUGCAGAUGAUGGAUUUUUUAAACUCCACUGUUUUUCAGUCCUCUUUCUUCCCCUUCGUGCCAGAAUGUAAGGAGAGUGAGCAGUAUUGGGGCAUGUUGAGUGACCUCUAUUUGGUGUAUCUGUGGGUGAACAAACAGCCCCUGUUCGCCCCUUUCCAGUCAGAAGACAGAGCCUCUUUCUCAUUCAACAGACUGUUCGACCCAGACACAGUCGAAGCGUCUUUUUUCAUUACAAACAGUGGUGUGCUGGGUGUUCUGCAGAGAAACUCAAAUGACUCCAGUCUGGAUCUGACAUGGGAGAGUUUGAGGAGGAAGAGCAGUGGACUGGUUCAAGCUACCAGAAACUACUUCAACUCCAGUGGCGACAGACGAGUCACUUUCCAGAUGAGGGUGGCAUACAAUUACCAUAGAGAAGCAUCCCAUAAAUGUUUUCGGAGUGAGGAUGCGUAUUGGGAGUUCGACAGGAGCACUUACACAUUCCCCCUCAUCAUGACCACCUCUCUCUUUACCACAAAGGACGGAAAGAGAUACAACUAUGGAAACCUCGGCGUUGUGAUGAAGUACAAAGCACUUCUGACCUGGUUGCAAUCCCUGAUGCCCGAAUGUUGGGAUCCCGAAUUGCGGUCUGAGCUACCAGAACUACAGUGCUACAUUCUGGACGAGGGCGGAUUCAUUGUUGCCAACAACCAGUUUGUUAACGAUGAUGAUGAAUUAGUGGAUCAGUUAAUAAUGGCUUCGAGAAUGCAGACUGCGUGGAUAGGUGCCAGUUUGCACUCAGUCGAUUUUUGUCUCAUGAACUCUUUAGUCAAAAACGGAAUCUACACAACUCAAGAUGUGAAGGACAACAUCUGUUCAUGCGAUAAAUCUGACGUCAUCUCUUACAAGGCUUCAUCCGGCCAAAAAAAUUACUCAACUCUUCGUUUAUUUACGCUAUUUAGUUUCAUGCAGUCUUUGACAAUGGGAUGGACAGUCGUUAUGUCCUUUUCAAUUGGUGUAAUAACUAAUAUUGGUGCCUUGGUUAGUACUUUUGGCUCAGUUUUUUUCUUCUCAGCUGUCUCAACUGGGCUUCCUGAGUUCGAAACUGGCUCGAAAAUAUUAUGUCAACUGGAAACUACAAAAUACAUUUACACUGAUCACGUGCAAAACGUUGACACCACGACAAACUGCUCGUUUUUCUGUUCAGUAGACUGUGACCCGGGACGUCCUUUCAGAGCUCACCGAAUCGGGCAGACUAACCUACUGUUUGUCAGUGCCCAAGGGAGAGCUUAUUGCACAUGUGGACCCAAAAGAAGCCGAAUCAAGCAAAACUUCGAGCUAUUCGACCCACCAACAGCUCAAUCCGGCAACAGUGGCAGAGAUCGCACAAGAGUACUCGAGUUUAAUACGUGUUCUAUGUCUUCUAAGCCUUUCAAACCUCGUGGAGACCUCACAUGUUCUGCUAGUAGUAGAAAUUCACGUCAACAGAAGUUUUGUUCAAACUGCGAGAGCUUUACACCGAUUCAAAUGAAACAUUUUCUAUUACUGUUCUGCACGCUUAAUUUUAAAAUGUCAUUUUAAAGAGAAACGCGAGCGAACCUUCAAAAAUUGUUUACUACAGCCUUGAAAAAAUA
This is a messenger RNA of Symsagittifera roscoffensis, 2600 nucleotides long. RefSeq lists its product as uncharacterized. NCBI's taxonomy places the organism in Eukaryota, Metazoa, Xenacoelomorpha, Acoela, Convolutidae. The coding region runs from base 13 to 2547 and encodes 844 amino acids. The transcript is spliced from 9 exons. The record is from RefSeq and is a predicted model, not a curated record.